This is a messenger RNA of Stegostoma tigrinum, 3097 nucleotides long. It is a transcript of the gene pik3r5, whose product is annotated as phosphoinositide-3-kinase, regulatory subunit 5. Bases 218 to 2815 code for a protein of 865 amino acids. The transcript is spliced from 19 exons. Gene Ontology annotation, molecular function: 1-phosphatidylinositol-3-kinase regulator activity. Lineage: Eukaryota; Metazoa; Chordata; Chondrichthyes; Orectolobiformes; Stegostomatidae. Gene Ontology annotation, cellular component: phosphatidylinositol 3-kinase complex, class IB. Gene Ontology annotation, biological process: positive regulation of MAP kinase activity; G protein-coupled receptor signaling pathway. The record is from RefSeq and is a predicted model, not a curated record.
ACAAACUUACAAACCUUGGAUUUCAAUUUCUGCCAGCAUCUUUUUUGUUAAAAGAAAUUCAGUAUCUUCUUAAUCAAGGAUGUGGUUAAACUCCAGCACUUGGGGUCUCUACAACUGUCUGAACAUAUGUUGCAAUCAAACAGAGCAUUAGAGAGAACUGACCGACUGGGAAUGGGAAGUCUCCUGAUGUUUUCAAAGGAAAAGGUGAUGAUAUAAAAUGCAGCAUACCUCCUGUACAGAGGAUCGCAUCCAUCAUGCCCUGGAGAGAUGUCUACAUGGAUUGGAUAGAACUGUUUCGUCUAAUUGGAAGGCUGGUCUCUGUGUGAACCGUUGGAGCUUGGAAGAACUCGUGAGCAGAGAUCCCCACAGCUUUUUAAUCCUCAUCGAGAAGAUACUGCUGAAAACUCAGGAGGUGCAGGAAAUGUGUCAGUAUGACUUAUUGGUGCCACUGGCUUUAAUGUUUUAUUCUGCUACUCUACGAACUCCGUAUUUUCCACCGGAAUGUAACCUACUCAAGAAUGCAUACAGUAUCUACCAUGGUCUUCUGACGUGGCCUGUACCAUAUUGUAAUAUUUGCAAGGACCUUCUAACAUUUAUCCAAGAUGAAAUGAAGGCACCAGGAAUCUCGUUCCAGAGGUUGGUGAGAGCAGAACAAGGGUUAACAACCAAAAACCUUCAAAGCAAAACAAUAACGGUGCUUUUAUUGAAUCCCACUGAAGUAUCCAGUGAGUUUCUGUCAGUUGCCAAGAGAAUCAGCAACAACAAACAGUCUCCAGGAACCUCUUACGUCUCCCUGGUUAAGCACAUGUACCAGGCUGUUUUUGGUGUCAAAUAUAGUUUAAAUGACAUUCAACAUGUUCUUGAGUCCAAAGCUGCAGAUGAACUCCUGGACAUCUUCUCAAGUUGUUCGGAUGCCAUGGAGAUCGCAGCAACCAUGGAGGAUCCUGCUGUAGCCAAAGAAUAUUUAGUGAGCAAGUUAGAGGAGAUAAAGCAGCAGUUUGGACUCCUCCCAGAAACAGGCCAGAAUGUGACAGCGAAGCUGCAAACAAUUCCACUGCCAGUCGCCAAUUGCUAUAGCUACCAUUGGGACAAAGAUAAUUUUGAUGUUUUACGUGAAGUUCUCCUGAAAGAGUGUGACAUUCCUGACACAGCAUUACUCCCCUUGACUGACAAUAUUAAUGACGAAGAGGAAUUUGAAGAGGAAGGCGAGAAGCAUUUAAUUGAAAAUGAGCGAGAUUCCAUGGUAUCUACAAUAUCUACAACCUCAACAGAUUACAUGAAAUCAUUUGUCUCAAAUCUCUCAGACUGUUUGGACAGUGGGUAUAUAGAAGAUGGGGAUGAAAGUUCACCCGAGACAACAUGCAUGUCUGAACAGAAAGAGGAAAAGCACAGUGGAGUAGGAAAGAAACUAACAGAAAAAAUAUCGAACUUCUUUAGAGCCAGGAAUAGCCUUACAAACAAAGCUGACCCAAGAUACCAUUUAAACAAAUCCUCCUCAAACCUAAGUAAAAGCAGCUACACCUUGUCAUUGAGUAGCUUACCGCUUCGCCGAGCAGAAAGCCUGGGCUGCACUGAGGUCAAAUGUAAGCUUCCCAUGAAGUCCAGGCGCUCAAACUCCCUGCCACAGCACUGCACCUUUAAUCAUCGCUUUGAACGACACGUAGAACAAAGCACGUGCUUCAAAAGGAGACCUUAUCUCAGCUUCGAGGAUGAGUGUAAAACCAUGACACUGCGAAUUGUUGCUUUUGGUACUGACAAAGUUCUAGGAAAAGUUGCAAGAGCCUAUAGCCAUCUCAGAUUACAAGAGAGUAAAUGUCCCUUUCUCACAAAGUACUUCAGGAUGCAAUUUUUCUAUAUUCCUUUACAAAGAGACUCACUAAGAAGCCCGGUACAGUUUACAAACCACUCCCCAGAUAACCAGCAGAGACCAUCAACACAACCGGACCUCAGUUCAGUCGAGACAGCAGACAAAGAUAGUAGCAAUAAUAUUGCACGUUAUAUUGGAAUGUUGGAUUCCUGGUAUGAACGAAAUGUUCUGGACUUAUUGACCUUACCAACAGGUCUGCUUUGCCAGGAACCUUCUAAGUCUGAGAAUGAGCCUGCUGAAAGAAUGCAAGAGAAACUUUCCAUCCUGGGUGACCUGAUCCUUUAUUACUGCCGGAAUGCUACCUAUCCAGUGUUGGUCCAGCUUUACCAAGCGGAGCUAACCCUGGCAGGGGGUGAGAAACGAUCCGAGGUCUUUGUUUAUUCACUCGAACUGGGACAAUCUGCCGCCACAAGAGCAAUUAAAGCUUCAGGACCUGGGAGUAAAAGGCUUGGCAUUGAUGGUGACAGAGAAGCAGUUCCAUUAGCACUGCAGAUUGCCUACUGCAAGGCCACAGUCAGUAGAAGAAACCAAUGGAAUAAUGUAGAGAAGAACUGUACAUCUGUAAACCUUAGCAAGGCCUGCAACAAAUAUGAUGAGCUGGAAUUCAACACAGAAUACCUUCAUCUUUCAAUGACUGAGGUGGUGAAACGACAGAACUCUAAGUCUAAGAAAGGUUAUAAUCAACAAAUAAGUGUGACUAAAAUCAAGAUUGACAAGGUACAGAUAAUAGGGGUUAAUAAUACCACAUUUGCUGUUUGUCUGGACCAGGAUGAGCAAAAGGUUCUUCAGAGCGUAACAAGAUGUGAGGUGUCUGUGUGUUAUAAGCCUGAGAACAGGCUGCCUCAGAAGUUGAGGAAACAUACCACUCUCCAGAUGCAGCAGCAGUCAUCAAAGUUCUACUCACUCCUCUGUCUUCCAAUCAUUACCUUCAGUGGAGCUGUGCCAUAGGAACUGCAGAUGACAAUACAUUGUCCCUAUUGCACUACUGGCUGAAAAUAUUGUUGCACCAAAACAAAGGACUUCAUUGCAUUGUUUUGCAUUGGCACUAAUUGAUUAUUAUCAUAUAAAUCUAAUUUUACCUUGGAGAUCACAAAAUUCCUCAGAUGACACAGCAAAUGUGUAGUAAAUUGUGAUCUAAAUGGGACAAACAGUGCUUUGUAGCCAUUGCUAAUAAAAUUGCUAGGGAGGGAAAACUCAGAUUGAUUCUGAGGCAACGUAACAAAGUGUGAA